UCAGAGCGCGCGCUGGUGGAAGGUAGUGGGUUUGAGGCACACCGGGUCUACAUGCAGGAGGUGUCUGGAGAAUAUUGUGAGGUGUAACCUACAAAUGAUGUGAAGAAGGAUUGCCUUUUAUUUCGUUUUUAUUUCGUUUCACAGAGCCCUGGAUAUACAUUUUCUUCGUUUGGAAUACCUUUUUUAAUACAGUCAAUGUUAUUGACUUGAUUUUGGAUCCAGUUAAACUUUUCUUCGUUAUCCGACAUUGCUCAAUGCAUUCCUCUUUAGACCGACGGUUUUAUGGACUUCUGUAUUAGCUAAUGAUGUCUAUGGGUUUCAUGCCUGAUCGUUUGAAUGCUUCAGACCCCUCCAAAUCUGCAUUUUUAGAGUUUGGGUACGAGCACCCUGCGCACCAGCAGCAUUCACAAGGAAUCUCUCACAUCUACCCCGUUAAUGGCUUACAUUCUGCCGGACAUUCUCAACACGGUAGUCCCUUCUCUCCCAGCGCGUCCUCCUAUGGCCGCUCCCUGGGCUACGCCUACCCCAGCGCGGUGAACACUCAUCCCCCAAGUGCCUACAUGCCCUACCAGCACAACAAUCACAGUUUGGCGCACUCCAGAUUAGAGGAGACAGACCAUGAGAAGUCUACAGUGAUUGAGAACGGGGAAAUUCGCCUGAAUGGUAAAGGAAAGAAAAUACGCAAACCUCGGACCAUCUACUCCAGUCUGCAGCUACAGGCGCUUCACCAGAGGUUUCAGCAGACACAAUACCUGGCCUUACCCGAGCGCGCGGAUUUGGCGGCAAAAUUAGGGCUGACCCAAACACAGGUGAAAAUAUGGUUUCAAAACAAGCGCUCGAAAUAUAAGAAAAUAAUGAAGCACGGCAGCGGACCGGAGGGUGAACAUCUCCACAGUACGUCAUCUAUCUCUCCCUGUUCACCCGGCAUGCCCCAACUUUGGGAGGUGUCAAUGGCAAACAAAGGGACCCCUAUGCACCCCAACAAUUACAUGAACAAUUUUGGCCACUGGUACCCAAAUCAUCACCAGGAUCCUAUGUGCAGACCUCAAAUGUUAUGAGCGAACCAUCUUAACACAUUGCUCGGUGCUGUAAAACACACACAGCCAUUUAGAACAUUUUAAAGGCCUAAAGGCCUAUAGGCUGCCUAUACCCAAACGCAAACGUGUUUCGUCUAUCAAGUUUGAAUUGUGUGGUAAAUGGAAAUUGUAUUUUUUUUUAUUUUAUUGCAGUGUAUGUUUUUGGAUGAAGAUUUGUUAUGUAGGCCUAUGGUUAUUUCGGAUGUGUCCACUUUACGCACUGUUCUUUAGAUUGGAACGGAUUUGGUGAGAAUUGUGCUGGCAGGUGGAAACAUGCGUAUGAUUUGAUGCAGGGUACAUGCACCUGAAUAUGUGUGUCGACUGGUUAUGGCCGUUUUAUUGAUGUGAUUAACAGGAGUGCCCCAGUCCACGUUUGGAUCGCUAGUCUCAGAAAUUAUGAACUCAUUAUGCAUAAUAAAUGUCAGAUUUGUUUGAUAAAAA
This is a messenger RNA of Oncorhynchus mykiss (rainbow trout), 1517 nucleotides long. It is a transcript of the gene dlx4b, whose product is annotated as distal-less homeobox 4b. The record is from RefSeq and is a predicted model, not a curated record. Gene Ontology annotation, biological process: embryo development; regulation of transcription by RNA polymerase II; cell differentiation. Lineage: Eukaryota; Metazoa; Chordata; Actinopteri; Salmoniformes; Salmonidae. Gene Ontology annotation, molecular function: DNA-binding transcription factor activity, RNA polymerase II-specific; RNA polymerase II cis-regulatory region sequence-specific DNA binding.